Bathycoccus prasinos is the source of this 1641-nucleotide messenger RNA. RefSeq lists its product with no specific name. The record is from RefSeq and is a predicted model, not a curated record. The transcript has a single exon. Bases 1 to 1641 code for a protein of 546 amino acids. Gene Ontology annotation, biological process: transport. Lineage: Eukaryota; Viridiplantae; Chlorophyta; Mamiellophyceae; Mamiellales; Bathycoccaceae. Gene Ontology annotation, molecular function: transporter activity.
AUGGCCGGUGGUUCAUCGUCGGAUGCUUCUUCUAUUCACCCGAACGCGCCGUUAACGUCUUCCUAUCAGUGGAGCAUUGGAACAAUCUUGAGGAAAAUCUUAAAAACAGUCUGGGUGAUUCUCAAUCUUUUGAUUUUGAUUGCCAUCCCAGUCGUCGCGUACCAAAUGCACAAACACGAUUACGAACAGUUAUACAUAGCCUGGUUCAUCGCGGGCGUUUUUGCGAUGCUCUCCAUUCCGAUUACGUUUUACGAAGUUAUUUUACAUCUGGAAAACUAUCGAGCUCCGAAAUUGCAAAGGCACGUUAUUCGGAUAUUGGCGAUGGUACCGGUGUACGCGAUUGAUUGUUGGUUCGCGCUGAGAUAUAAGAAAGCGACUAUUUAUUUAGAUACAGUGAGAGAGUGUUACGAAGCGUACGUGGUUUGGAACUUUUACACGUAUUGCAUGGUGUAUUUGCAAGAGUUUUGCGUGCCCGGGUUAGAACACGCGUUGGCGAGGAAACCUAGGCAGCACCAUUUAUGGCCGAUAAGCGUUAUAUUAGGACCACCGAGGGUAGGAGAGCCGUUCGUGCGGUUUUGUAGACACGGGAUCAUACAGUUUGUGACGUUGAGACCGUUUUGUGCGUCGAUUGCGUUUUUAACCGAAGCGAAAGGGGUGUACGGCGACGGGCAGAUUAUGAAUCCGUACGUGUCGUACCCGUACUUGGCGUUUGUGAAUAAUUUGAGCGCAGCCUGGGCGAUGUAUUGCUUAGUUUUGUUGUACCGGGCGACGAGAGAAGAGUUAGCGCCGAUUAGUCCUUUCUAUAAGUUUGCGAGCGUUAAAGCGAUCAUUUUCUUUAGUUUCUGGCAAUCCGUGUUGAUUGCGUUUUUAGUCAAUCGAGGCAUCAUUAGGGUGAAUUGGAUCGAUCCGACGUGGUCGGAUUACGACAAGGCGGAUUGUGCGAAUGCAAUUCAAGAGUUUUUAAUUUGCGUGGAGAUGUUUUUCUUCGCCCUUUUGCAUUUAUACGCGUUCCCGGCGGAUGAAUAUAAAGCAGACGGGGGAAUAGGACCGGUGGGCGGCUAUAACAUCGGGUUGAACUCGACCAUGUCGAGAAGGAAAUUGACGGAUAAUUUGUUCGAUUUGUUCGACGUCAGAGACGUUUUGUACGACAUCAAAACGUUCGUAGAAAACAACACGGAGUGGAUACAGAGAAAGUUUAAUCGAUGCCUGGGACGUGGUGGACACGGGUCGGUACCGAAUUCACCCGUGGCAGGCGCCGGAGGAGGAGGAGGAGGAGGAAUAUUAGGUAAUUCUCCUCGGAGCGGGACGGAUUCAAAGAAGAAAGGGAAGAUGAAUUACGUCAAGUUCUCGAACGAUGACGACGACGACGACGACGACGACGACAAAAACGGCGGCAAUAACAAGAAUAGCGAUAGAAAUCCCUUAGUAGCAAACGGGUCCAGUCAUCAUCAAGUCAUCGUCGACCUGGAGAAAAAUGGUGACGAGUAUUCCCUCUCCGAAGAAGAACUCGCGCGAGGCGACAGCGUCCAACUGAUGGCCACAUCUCCCAGAGCUGGUGCGACCGCGAUGUCGCCCGGUCAGUCCUUCGAGUUAGUCAAGAGCAGGAACAACACGAAAGGAGGUUUAGACGAUCAGUUGUAG